Molecule: messenger RNA, 7988 nt
Organism: Pristis pectinata (smalltooth sawfish)
Lineage: Eukaryota; Metazoa; Chordata; Chondrichthyes; Rhinopristiformes; Pristidae
Product: A disintegrin and metalloproteinase with thrombospondin motifs 7-like
Exons: 24
Coding region: 175-6411 (2078 amino acids)
Biological process (GO): proteolysis; extracellular matrix organization
Cellular component (GO): extracellular matrix
Molecular function (GO): metalloendopeptidase activity
Source: RefSeq, a predicted model, not a curated record
AUGAGCAGAGCCAGGGCGGCGGGACGCGCUGUCAGCUUGAGGCCGGCUCCCGUUCCGCUGCCCGCAGCCCCGCCGCGGUCGGGUUCCCGGUGCUCGGGGGAGAGAGGUCGGACCUUGGUGUGCAGACGGGUGACAUGCCCCAGGACCCAGCGAGCUAGCCUGUGACCGGGGAACAUGCAGAGACUGCGGAGCGGCAGCAGUGGCCACUUCAUCCAGACCCUGUCAACCCUCCUUGCCUUUGUGUUGACCGAGGGGCUGUGUGAAGGCAGGCUCGGAGCACAGGAGCACCAUCUCCCUGGCCUGCCCGAGCAGGAGGUGGUUUACCCAGUUAAAGUUGACCACCUGGGCCGCUUCGUGUCCCACGAUGUGUCUCACCAGGUGAGGCGGCUGCGGCGCCGGGAACUGACGGCGGACCGGCCGCUCGGCCCCACCGUGUACUACAAGCUCUCGCACAAGGGCCGCCAGCUGUACUUCAACCUGACUCUCAACCAGGCUCUCCUUGCCCCGGGCUUCGUGGCUGAGAGGCGCUACGGGGGCGUGAGAGGGGCCGCGAUCAGCCGCCCUCGGCCCAACAGCUGCCACCUCAUCGGGAGAGUGCGGGGUCCGGCAGCCGGCAGCGGGGUUGCCGCUAUCAGCACCUGCCAUGGUUUGAAAGGUGUGUUCAGACUGUCGGAACAGGAUUACUUCAUUGAACCAUUGGAAGGGCAGCCCUGGGAGGAAGCUGCAGUACAACCCCACGUCAUUUACAAACGGCAUGCCCCGGAAGCAGAGGGAUCUCAGGACCCCCAGCGGUUGGAGGAACUUGUGGGCAGGUUGAGGAAGAUGAGCCCCAGUGAGAACCGAGUGUGUGGUGUGUCCGAUUCCCUGAAGGACUUGAAGCAUCUGGAAAAGAAACGGGAAAAAUGGGAAAAGAAGCAAGAGCACAAGAGACGGAUCAAGCAACGGUCAAUUAGCAAGGAGAGGUGGGUGGAGACGCUGGUUGUGGCUGACACUAAAAUGGUGGAGCAUCACGGAAGUGAAAACAUUGAGGCCUACGUCCUCACUGUUAUGAACAUGGUUGCUGGGUUGUUUCGUGAUGCCAGUAUCGGGAACUCUGUGAACAUCAUCAUCGUACGUCUUGUGCUGUUAGAGGAAGAUGAGGAGGACCUGAAGAUAACACAUCACGCAGAUAACACCCUGAGGAGCUUCUGCAAGUGGCAAAAAAAAAUCAACUUCAAGGGUGACAGCCAUCCGGCACACCAUGAUGUGGCCCUACUGCUCACUCGGAAGGACGUGUGCGCUGGCAUGAACCGUCCGUGCGAGACCCUGGGAUUGUCGCAUGUCUCUGGGAUGUGCCAGCCUCACAGGAGCUGCAGCAUCAAUGAAGACUCGGGCCUUCCCCUUGCAUUCACAGUCGCACAUGAGCUGGGACACAACUUUGGGAUCCAGCACGAUGGGAUCGGCAAUGACUGCGAGCCCAUUGGGAAGAGGCCGUUUAUCAUGUCUCCGCAGCUCCUGUACGACACCAGCCCACUGACCUGGUCUCGUUGCAGCAGGGAAUACAUCACGCGUUUCCUUGACCGCGGUUGGGGUCUCUGUCUAGACGAUCGACCCGCCAAGGAAGCCAUCAAAUUACCCUCAGCAGCACCGGGAGUGCUCUAUGAUGUCAAUCACCAGUGUCGGCUGCAGUACGGAGCCAAGUCGACGUUCUGCGAUAACGUGGAUAACGUCUGCAACACCUUGUGGUGCACCGUGGGAAACACUUGCCAUUCCAAGCUGGACGCUGCCGUGGAUGGUACAAAGUGUGGAGUGAACAAGUGGUGCUUCGGUGGAGACUGCAUAUCUACAGUCCACCAUCCUCAGAGUACGGAUGGAAAUUGGGGAGCGUGGAGCUCUUGGUCAUCUUGCAGUCGAAGCUGCAGUGCAGGAACACAGAGCGCAGAGAGGCACUGCAACAAUCCCACGCCCAAGUAUGGUGGCUCGUACUGUCUCGGAGAGAGGAAGAGAUUCAGGAUAUGCAACAUCAAGGCCUGCGUCUCAGACUCACCUUCCUUCCGUCAGAUGCAGUGCAGUCAGUUUGACACCAUGCCUUACAAGGGGAAGCUGCAUAAAUGGAUUCCUGUCCUCAGCAGAAUUAAUCCCUGUGAGCUACACUGCCGACCUGUAGAUGGCUAUUUCUCGGAGAAGAUGUUGGAUGCCGUGAUUGAUGGAACACCAUGCUUUGAGGGGAACACCAGCCGAGACAUGUGCAUCAAUGGAAUUUGCAAGAAUGUAGGCUGCGAUUAUGAAAUUGAUUCCAAUGCAGUGGAAGAUCGGUGUGGAGUCUGCCAAGGCAAUGGCUCUACCUGUGAGACAGUGAAAAAGACGUUUGAUAAGAGCGAAGGAUUGGGCUAUGUCGACAUUGGGCUGAUCCCUGAGGGUGCCCGAGAGAUCCGAAUCGAAGAGGUGGCAGAAGCAGGAAAUUUCCUAGCCUUGCGGAGCGAUGAUCCUGAGAAGUAUUUCUUAAAUGGCGGCUGGAUAAUCCAGUGGAACGGCGACUACAAGGUGGCUGGGACAACAUUCACCUAUGAACGAAAUGGAAACCUGGAGAACCUGACGUCACCAGGUCCCACCAGAGAGCCAGUGUGGAUUCAGCUGCUGUUCCAGGAGACUAACCCCGGGGUGCGCUUCGAAUACACCGUGCGGCGGGACCUGGAUCACGAGAAUGAGAUUCAGUCGCCAGAGUUUUUCUGGCGAUACGGCCUGUGGACGGAGUGCUCUGCGACCUGUGGAGGUGGUGUCCAAAGGCAGAUUGUGCACUGUCUGGAGAAGAUUGCGGGAAUUGUAGAAGAACAGUACUGCGACCUUGUGACUCGACCUGAUGACCAGCAACGGAGCUGUCACCCUGAGCCCUGCCCAGCCCGGUGGUGGGUCGGAGAGUGGCAGACAUGCUCUGCGUCUUGCGGAGAAACAGGAACCAUGAGGAGGACCACCCUGUGCAUCCAGAGCGUGGGGCUGGACGAGCAGCGGGCUCUCCAAGCCUCGGACUGCCAACACAUGCCCAAACCCGAAGACACCAGCCCUUGCAACAGGGAGAUCCCCUGCCCCUCAGACUGGAGCCUGGGCAGCUGGUCGAAGUGCUCUGUCACCUGCGGAGAAGGUGUGCAGGAACGCAACAUCGUGUGUCUGAACAACACCAACAUGACGUGCAGUCUCGAGAUGAAACCAGCUGCAAAUAGACCAUGUCACCUGAAGCUGUGCCCCGUACUCUGGCCGGGAUUCACACUGCAUGACUGGUCAGGAAGUGGAGCUUCCAGCAAGGAGCUAUACAAUGAAGUGGGAUUCAACCUGAAUUUUGGCCCCAGCACUACAAACCAAGAGGACAAUUCCAAUUUAAUCGCUCACAUUCCCAACUCCUAUCCUUCCCAUAUCAACACACAAACUCCACAGCCACAAUCCCCCGAAGAUAACAAGAUAACUAACCACAUCAUUGAAGAUGAUUUCACCGUCGACAGCAGCAAGAGUGAGGAAUCCUCCAGACCAAACGUGUUUGUGGAUGAUUUCUAUUAUGAUUAUAACUUCAUCAACUUCCACGAAGACCUUGACUACGAUCCAGAAGACAGGCUGGAUUUCAGUGAAGAGGAGAAGUUAGGUGAGAAUAUUAAACAUGAAGAAGAACAUUUGGAAACAAAUAACAUUUCAAACAACAUUUGGGAGAAGGUUCCCGAUCAAACUGAGGAUAGGACCUCUGUUGAAAAGCCAGGACCUGAUGAAUGGGAGGACAUUCCUUUGGAGUCAAUGGGAAACAAUCAGGAGGAAGUGGAGAUAAAUAAUAAUCAGAUUACAACUGCUACCUCAAAAGCAAACUCAGUGGAUGUUCACGAUAGUGAAGAAUAUACUACUGAUAAUCUCAGGGUUACAGAGGCUACACCAGGUAGAUUGUACAACACUGGCAGUGAAGAUAUUGAUAAAGACAUGUACGAGGAAGAUGAGUUGCUUCCUGUCCAGAAUACCACAACGCACAACGUUAAGGAGGUUAUUUAUCCUGGUUCUUCACUGAGUAAUGAUCAAGACACAGUUCUUAACACAGUAACGACCCAGAGACCUUAUUAUCACAACUCCCCAACACUACUCUUUCCCACCUCUUCACCUUAUGUAGACAUUCCCAGUGCUUCAACAACAAGUGAUCCCAAAUGGAAGCAGAAACAUCUGGUGAAAGACCAGGACAUUGGGGACCACAACACGAGUGCUGGUAAUGGCAGCAGUACUGAGCAGGGCCGUCAGUAUAAUCAAUAUGCUGAAGAUUUUGGAGAAUCCCCAGACAGUGUGCAGCGAGAAGAGGACCUGGAAUCGAGGGAGAGCAUGCAUGGUGAGGAGGCAGAUCCGUUGGGAGAUGAGGGAAGAGCUGGGAAGGAUGUGCCUGGGAUUCGAAGUGAGAUUUCAACUGUGACAGUCGGCAAUAGAGAGAAAUUAAGUGUUGACCACGGUCGCUCCCCACAGCAAGAGACCAAAACUGAGCAUCCAGCUGUUACCAUUAACUACUGGGGAGACCUCACUUCUGUCACCAGCAGUGCUACUCCCACGCCUCCCAUCCCAAUUGAUCCAAAUGACAUUCCUGCUUCAGAAGAGAUCCAUUGGCCAAUGAGGCACGGACAAACCAGGCCAAGGUGGCCAGAUGGGCGUAGUUUAAGCAGCUCUUCAGAAUUCCCAGGAAAGGUUGAAACCUCAUCAGGAAAUGUAUUUCUACCUGGUGUGUCUGACUAUAACACUGACCAAGCGGAUGUGCACACUCAACUUAAUCCUCCUUUGCCACGGGCUGACGUAUUCAUCACAUCAGUUGCAACCACGUCAGUAGCAGUGCUGCCACCAGAAGCAAGUCAGCUGCCAGUGGCGGGAGCAUCUCCUGCAACUACUGCGUUGUUGCCAGAACUGGACUCUCCACUGCAAGACCGGGGUGCAACCGAGGGGAACCAGAGAAACAGUCUGCAAUCAGUUCAGGCAACACCCUCCGGCCACUCAUUUGUUCAUCUGGUGCCUUCAGAUUCGAGCUCCACUGUGUCAGUGCACACACAUCAAGAGAGGACAAGGCCAGUGGAAGCCCCAUCACCAACAUCUCCAACGACUACAGAAGCCAUGUCCCCCACAACCACUACCUCUCCUGCUGACAUUGUCCCUGGUCCUAACUUGUCAGCAACUGCCUCAGGAAGCCCUGACUCAGAUCUAAGUCCACAGCAGAUGUUAACAGAUGGUGCGACGGAGCCAGGCGACACUCCACCUGUGGGUUCUCCUUCUUGGACUAAUGACUUGAUGCUCCUGGAGCAGGUUUCAACAACGCUUGGGUCCAGCUUCCGCUCAAGUAAAACAAGAACUGAUUUAGCAAGGUCCAGCACUGGAGCUGAGUCCGAGGAGGGCAAGGCCCAUCCUGGAAACACUGAUGCGGGAGAUGCCGACUCAGGAGUUGGGACUGGUUCCCUGAGAUCUGUGGUGGGGAAUUCACCAGUACCAGUCUCUACCGUUCGUCUUCCGGGUCUCUCCAGGCACAUCCCGUCUCCGAGGCCAACGCUGGGUAGCCAGGCAACUUCAACUGACUCAGUGAAGGGAGCAGCUCCUGAGGCCAACAUGGAAUCCCUCACGUACUGGGUGGUUGGAAACUGGAGUGAGUGUUCCACCACGUGUGGCCUGGGAGCAAUAUGGAGAACAGUGCAGUGUAGCUCCGGUUCGGACGAUGACUGCGAUACGACCAAGAGGCCGGUCCCGGCUCGGAGAUGCUACAUCCGACCCUGCUCAGCAUGGCGUGUAGGUAACUGGAGCAAAUGCUCCAAGAACUGUGGAGGUGGGGUGAAGAUCCGAGACAUCCAGUGUAUUGACAUCAGGGACAGACGACCCCUGCGACCCUUCCAUUGUCAGCCUGUCCUCCACAAGCCGCCCACCAGCCUCGCUUGCAACUCUAAACCUUGCAUGGACUGGUACAUGUCAUCAUGGGGAGAGUGCUCAAAGGCCUGUGGUGGAGGCGUGCAGGAGAGGCUGGUCAUGUGCCCCGAAUUUGGCCACUGUGAUGAAAUGCUGCGCAUGAACAGCACCAGGGCGUGCAAUGUCCAUCCCUGCACCAAGUGGAUGAAGGGUUCGUGGGGACAGUGCACUGCUACCUGUGGCGGAGGGAUACAGCGACGUCUGGUGAAGUGCAUAAACACAGUGACGGGGCGGGCAGAGGAAGACAGUAACCAGUGUGACCACGAGCCCUGGCCUGAAAACACCCAGAAAUGUAACCUGCAGGAGUGCAACAACACUGACCACAGUUACACCUGUGAGCGAGAUCGGCUGACCUUCACCUUCUGCCAGACGCUGAAGCUUUUGGACCGAUGUUACCUUCAGACCGUCCGGGCACAGUGCUGCAAAACGUGCCAACGACAUGGAACAAGAGACCGCGGCAAUGAGCGCAUCUCACGGAGAUGAGCAGCGGACCUGGAAUGCAAUGCAGCAAACAAGAAACUUUUAAGAAAAUAACGAUACGAGGAGAAAGUAUUACAGGGACUGAAAGGCACAAAAGCAAUUCAGGAAAAAGAUAUGUAAGAAAACACUGAAAUCUGGAGUUUUUUAAUAUUUAUGUAUAUAUAAAUGAGAGAGACAUUCUUUCAGUAUUCUUGUUCAUGCAACCAUUUAACAGGACAACAACCCUAACUGUUGAUUGAAGCCAAGAUUUUACAGUGUUGAGGUUGCAGGAUAAGGCCUGAGGCCCAUGGUUGCUAUAGUUACACAUGUCCUUUCAAGUAAAUGGUGCUCCAAAGUUUGAAGAAUGACACUUUCCCAUUGACAACACGACCUCAGCCGUCUCUUCAAAGUGGUUCGGGGAUGGGCGAGAAUGAACGUGUCUCCUGGUGCUCUGUGUCUGAGCAGUGCCCUGUAACCUAUCCUGGGUGUUGCCGGACAGCACAGAAUCUUUUCAUACUUGAACGUUUUUUUUAUAUGAAACCUAUUUUCAACUUACAGAAGUUUUUGUUGAGCAUUUAUCAUUCUGAUUAAUGUACAUUAUUCUGGAAACAGAACUGUGGUGCUAAUACUUAAGAAGCAUUGUACAACCUAUACCUAUCACAACAGGACACAGGCCACACUGAUCUCUGUACUGAGUAACGUGUGUGUGUGAGUAUGUUACUACGGAAAUGAACACUCUCUUAUUGCAACGAGGGUCAUGUCAAACAGCUGUUGAUGAUGUUUGAGUCUCUAGUGUAUACUUUCCUGGGGCAGCAUUAAAAUGGAAUCUUUUUUUUAUAUUCUGUCCAUAUACUUUCCAGGUUUGAGUUUAAGACAUACAAGACAAACGGAGGCUAUGUAAUCCGUGCCAGCAGAGUAAUCCCUUCAAUCCCAUCCCCCUCUUUAUUUCCCUGUACCCCUGGAACUGAUUCACUCUCACCUCCUCAUCAAUGCUCCCUUGAUUUGUUUCAAACCUAACUGCACUAAGGGCAAUUUACAGUGACCAAUUUAACCUCCCGGCACAACUUUGGGACGUGGGAGGAAACAGAAGCAACCAGGGGAAACCCACGCGGUCGCAGGGAAGACGUGCAAACUCCACACAGACAGCACCCGAGGUCAGGAUUGAAGCUGGGUCACUUGAGCUGUGAGGCAGCAGCUCUAGCCCUGCACUGCCUGAAGCAGAAUGAGUGAGAAGAGGGAAAGAAAUUUCACUCUGCCUCUGACCUGGGUUGUACCAAAUCUGGAAAUGCUUAACGCUAAAUCUAAACGCAAAAGGAAAUGGCACAAAAUUAUUUUUCCAGCUCUGAUAUGCUCAUUUAACAAGGACAAGCUCAAAGCCUCCCCAGCUUCUCAACUAACAGAGAACGCCCCUCGCCGGUGUUCCAUUUGAGUCCUCGCUGGGCAAGAGAUCUUGUGUCCAUGUUGCUGUGUCCAUGUUGCUGUGUCCCAGGGGACUGCUGGAGACUUGCCUGCAGUUUGAAUGUUAAGUCAGGAUGAUGAGUUCAGUGUUCAGGCAACUUUUAUACGUUUACGGUUCUUUUAUUAAACUUGUUUUAUCAAAA